Messenger RNA from Fomitiporia mediterranea MF3/22, 1844 nucleotides. RefSeq lists its product as uncharacterized. Bases 346 to 1428 code for a protein of 360 amino acids. The transcript has 2 exons. NCBI's taxonomy places the organism in Eukaryota, Fungi, Basidiomycota, Agaricomycetes, Hymenochaetales, Hymenochaetaceae. The record is from RefSeq and is a predicted model, not a curated record.
UCCAAUGUUUCCAAUUCUGCCAGUACAUCGAGUGCGUGUAUUGAAAGGCUCAUUGCGAUAGACCACGAUAGGCAGUCUUCGGAGGAAACGCCUUCGGGGGGAACACCAGACGUCAGUGCUUCAAAGCAGAUCGCCAAGGAUAACAGCAGGCCGGUUACGCACACCGAUGAGGGACAAAAGUCUACUCAACAGACUUCCGUCGGAGCAUCAAAUGCAUUUAUCAAGAAACGCACGACUCCACUGCCGAAGUUCAAGAAAAACAAGAGGACCGAGGAAUCUGUACCAGCUAUCAAUACAGAUGUCCAACGCCCUCAACCUCCUUCGUCUGUCUCUGAUACUCGAUCGAUGCCUCUGGGCAGUAAUACACUGUCCGCUUCAGAGAUUCAACUAGAUUCGGUUGAGUCAUAUCCUUUGUCGCCUGAUCAAUGGCCAGAAAGCAGCUCCUUCCCCAUCGAGCCACGCACGCACGCCCUACCACCAGCGAUAUCCUCCGUAUCUGGUCAACCUGCUCCGACAGAACCUAUUAGUGAAGUACCAGAUCCUUCUAAUUCCGCAUUGUUCGAGUUUCUGCGACGAUUAGAGAGGAACGGACAGGACAUCAGGGAAAAUCUGCUAGAGUUGCAUAUGGAAAUAAGGACGCUAAAGGAGGAGAACAUGAGACUACGACAGCAGCAAUCGAAUGCUCCACCCGCUUUCGUCUGUGGCACAAAUGCAAAUGCUAACGUUCAUGGGGGACAAUGGCAACCAGACGGCCUAGUGUCUCAUGGCGGCAGUCAAUUGGCAUUCAAUGGUGGCAAUUAUUUUGCGCCUGGGCAGCAAGGUCCUAACUCGCACAAUGGAGGUUAUGUACGACAAAACGAGUACUGGAAUUCGCGAAAUGACAGUCAAGCAAGUCGAAUGUCUCCACCAGAGUCUCCGCCAGACCGACUGAAUCUACGAAGGCGUGCUAGUCCUUACCAGCCUAUCGAGGACCGUACUAGGUGGAAGAAGUGGUGGGAUGUCGGUCCAGACGGGCUUAAUCGGGCACCAGCACGGGAGCAAAACGAUCUUGGCAAUGCAGGCAGUCUCGCGAACUCGCGACCUAUCGAAGUCCAUCAUCAUCAAGACGUUAAUAAUCAAUGUGAGCGCAAACGCACGCGCAGUGACACUGCUGAGCCUCCACGACGUCCACGUUAUGACGAACCGCGCAUGAAUCGACAGCGGCACGUAAGCAUGAACGAUGACUACAAGCGUCGGAAGUUUGUAGACGAGGAACUACCGCCUGCACAACCAUCGUCAUCGUCGCUACAAUUAUACAUGCCAGUGCAGAGCCGCAUUGAAGAGGAUGAUCCGUAUGUGCCUGACGAGUUUGCGAGCUUACCGCCUGCCAGGCCCGUGAUUCCGACUGGGCCAAGGCGUGAUGCUCGUCUGCAGACUCAUGCACGCUAAAUAACUGCUUUGUCCGAAUUCGUCUUUCAAUUCAUUGCAAUGUGUUCGAACAUAUGCGAUUUUGCCAACCUCUCUAGAAAACAAAGACUAUAAACGUUUAUUCCUCUGUUCCCUUUCUGUAUUUACUUGGACUGCUCAUUGUUCACUUGCUUGAUUACUUUUAAUCCGGGCAGAUGUUUUAUUUAGAUCUUCAUUAAGUGUUCAAUUGGUGUAUUGUAUAUUUGCAUUUGUUAUAUUUAGUGUAGUCUGGUCAUCCCGCGCUUCUGUUGCUUCAUAGUUGCUGUCUCAUUGCAUUGCAUUAUUCACCCAUCUCACUCUCAACUUGCUUUCGGAAUGCUUUCUUAUCGUCACUUCAUUCAUCGUUGUCAUUGUAAUGUGUAGCACUACUAACUAAAGAAACUAUGAUACUCCGUUAC